AUGAGGGCCCCAUACCCCUACCCCACUGUGGACAUUCCAGACCACGCCCACUACACCAUCGGCUCUGUCAUCCUCGCCAUCGGCAUCACCGGCAUGGUGGGAAACUUCCUGGUCAUUUACGCCUUCAGCAGGAGUCGCAGCCUGAGGACACCGGCCAACAUGUUCAUCAUUAACCUGGCGAUCACAGACCUGCUGAUGUGCGUCACUCAGGCGCCCAUCUUCUUCACCACCAGCAUGCACAAGAGGUGGAUCUUUGGAGAGAAAGGCUGCGAGCUGUACGCCUUUUGUGGCGCCCUGUUUGGAAUCUGCUCCAUGAUCACGCUGACGGUGAUCGCCAUCGACCGAUACUUCGUCAUCACGAGGCCUCUGACCUCCAUAGGCGUGUUGUCACGGAAACGGGCCUUCCUUGUCCUUGUGGCUGCAUGGUUGUAUUCUUUGGGAUGGAGCUUGCCGCCAUUCUUCGGCUGGAGCGCCUAUGUCCCUGAGGGUCUGCUGACUUCCUGUACGUGGGACUACAUGACCUUUACGCCGUCAGUGCGAGCGUACACCAUGCUGCUCUUCAUCUUCGUCUUCUUCCUGCCGCUCUUCAUCAUCAUCUACUGCUACGUCUUCAUCUUCCGAGCCAUACGCAACACAAACCAGGCUGUGGGGAAGAUUAACGGCAGCACUUACAGUCACAGCAGCAGUCGUGACUCGGUGAAGAGUUUCCACCGGCUGCAGAACGAGUGGAAGAUGGCGAAGAUCGCCCUGAUUGUCAUCCUGCUCUACGUCAUCUCAUGGUCGCCGUACUCCACCGUUGCCCUCACCGCCUUCGCCGGAUACGCCGACAUGUUGACUCCCUACAUGAACUCUGUGCCCGCCGUCAUCGCCAAGGCCUCCGCCAUCCACAACCCCAUCAUCUACGCCAUCACACACCCGAAGUACAGGGUUGCGCUCGCUAAGUACAUCCCGUGUCUCGGCGUCUUGCUCUGUGUUCAUCCUCGCGACCUCCGCUCGACCAGCAGCAGCUUCGUGUCGACGCGCCGCUCCACUGUGACCAGCCAGUCGUCCGACAUCAGCAGCCAGUUCAGACGGCAGAACUCCGGCAAGGCCCGCCUCUCCUCCGUGUCCGACAGCGAAUCGGGUUUGACAGACACCGAGGCGGAUCUGUCCAGUAUGGGCUCCAGACCGGCCAGCCGCCAGGUCUCCUGUGACAUCAGCAGAGACACCACCGAACUCCCCGACUUCAAACCCUCGUCCAGCUUCAAGUCCAAGAUGAAGAGCAACGACUCGGGCAUCUUCGAGAAGUCCUACGACACCGAUUUCUCCAUGACUGGAGUCAGUGAACGCAGCAGCAUCCCAAAUAGCGGCGACUACGCAGACGGACACGUGAGGAGAGGCACGAUCAGUCGAAUCCCGAGCAUCGUCGUCACCUCAGAGUCCAGCCCCUUCUUUCCCAUUGGACGGAAUGGUUCACGCAUCGCCCGCCCCAAAACAAACAACAACAACAACAACAACAGCAACAGGGGAGCAGGGCACGGGUAGACUGACUCCAGC
Molecule: messenger RNA, 1536 nt
Organism: Paralichthys olivaceus (Japanese flounder)
Lineage: Eukaryota; Metazoa; Chordata; Actinopteri; Pleuronectiformes; Paralichthyidae
Source: RefSeq, a predicted model, not a curated record